Molecule: messenger RNA, 933 nt
Organism: Triticum dicoccoides
Lineage: Eukaryota; Viridiplantae; Streptophyta; Magnoliopsida; Poales; Poaceae
Exons: 4
Coding region: 41-607 (188 amino acids)
Source: RefSeq, a predicted model, not a curated record
UCUCUCUUGUGCACAACUCUUAAGGUUAAACACAGGAGCUAUGGGGGAUCCCAUAACCUACAAAGACCGAAAGACGGAUUUGACUGCAGUACCUCGUGGGGAAGUAACACCUUCAGAGCCAUGUCAAGAGGAUGAAGCACAAGAGAAUCGGCGUAAGAAUAUCGAAGAUUAUGUCAAACAGCUGAGCCCAAAACUUCUGGAUGAUUUCAAAAGAACAUUCCCGCAGAAACGUCUCGAUGAUUUUGAAAAAACAUGCCUGCAGCGUAACAAUUCAAGUGAUCCAAUUUGCUUGGAAGAAUGUAAAAUCACAUUGGUCGCUACCCUUGUUCUGAAGGGCGUUCCCCAGCAUGUGAAAGAACAAUAUGAGUUGAGGCUUACGUCAGGAGAAGUGCGUAUCAUCAAGAAGCUGGAAAAUGUACCCCUCACUCACCUAUCCGGGGAUCAGAGCAUGACCGAGGACCGUACUCAUACUUCACCGGAAACAUCAGUCCAUACCGCAAAUAAUACAAAGGAAGCGACACCAUCUUCCCACACGAGGGACUCACCAACGGUUUCCCCGACUGCUGUCAGCACCACGGUCGGCCUGUCUCAUCUCUCGUUGUCAUAGGGCCAUGGAGAUGUGGUGGAUCCCUGUCCUUGCCGGUGGGAGGGCUCCUGCUUCAUUUUUAAGUGUGUUUUUAGUCUGUUUAGGGUUUGUGUCCUGCUCAAAUCGACGAGACAGUGGUGGCUUUCUGAAGUUGGAAUAAGGUUCUCCCCGCAUAGCCCCCGUUCUUACGGUGCAACUAGUGCCAUGGGAGGGCGGGUCGAUAUUUAUCUCCUGCGGAUCUCGCAGGUUUCAGUCGGUGCUCAUCUUUCAUGGAUCCACUUGUAUCCACUCUUCAUUUGUGUGUUUUCAGAUUGAAUCUUUUUUUAUCUAUGCUUCUCUUUAUCGGC